Molecule: messenger RNA, 1790 nt
Organism: Sphaerulina musiva SO2202
Lineage: Eukaryota; Fungi; Ascomycota; Dothideomycetes; Mycosphaerellales; Mycosphaerellaceae
Exons: 1
Coding region: 111-1724 (537 amino acids)
Source: RefSeq, a predicted model, not a curated record
GUAGGUUUGCUGGUCAACAUCUCCUUGUCACUCCAUCCCUCCCUGCAAGUGGUCUUUCUGUUGCAUUGUAUAAAGCGCAAACCCUUCGCGCGAGAAGAGCGUGGUCGAAAAUGGGUCGGGGUGGUGCUAUUCACCUCAGCUACGCAGCUCUGGUGCUCCUCUCACAGGCAACAGGAAGCAGCGCAGGUCUCUGGACGGUGGACAUCAAUCACAGCCCGGCACCUCCAGCAGAAUCCGGACCGCCCUUUUCCGCGCACGCAUCACGAGAUCGAGAUCUACUGCCAUACCAGGUGGUGGGGGUUGUCAGCGCAUACGUGGGCUCGGUGCUUAUUAUUGGGACGCUGCUACUGACCUGGGGCCGCAAGCUUCGAAAGCGAGCCCUCAACAUGGUGAUCGAAAAGCCCACGGAACUGGUGAAGCCCACCAAGAACAUGUUUGAUAUCAACUCGCCAUCAAGCCCCGUGGGAAGCGUGAGAGGGUGGAUCGGGCGGAAAAAGAGGACGGCAGACAGUAUACGAAGCGGCAGGAGUACUUUGCGCUCGCCGGGAGGGGCAAGCGUUGCCACAUUUGAUGAUCACGUUGUGGAGCAGCACAAGGCAAGGCAGAAAGAUGAUCUGGCGCGAGUCUACGGCGCAGUCUUUGAGCAUGAAGACUCUACAGCUCCUCCCUAUUCUGCAGAGGACACGCAUAGCGCCCGUGCGAAGUCUGGCCCGCUGCGGCAUCUGGACAUGGACCGUGUGAGGGAUGCUGGUGGUCCAUCCGCUCGGAGUCCUCAAUCGCCCACAUCGCCAUAUCACGCCAAGAAUGUUCUUGCGCAGCUUUCACCGAGAUAUAAGCUGGAUGCACCUCGAUCUCCGAUGCAUGAAACUAGUGACGGCCGAGCAGCUUCGCACGGGAAUCGGACAAUCGACUCUUCUCCGGGCAAGUUGCGCAAGAAAUUCGUCAAUCUUAAUCUGAACAAUAUUGGCUCGCCGAUCAAGAGCCUACGUGACAACGACGACGGCGCACGGGAGCCAUUAUCACCCAAGUUGUAUACGAAUCCAGGUGCUCCACCACCAGAACCACCGUCUACUCGAACAGCAGAGACUUUUCUUUACUCACCUACAACGCCUGGCACAGGUAGAAGCUUUGCAUUCACCGAAGAAGAAGAGCAUUUCGAUCAUGUCCGCGAUCUGCCCUCGGCACAUCCUCAGCGACGCCCAGGCUUGAUCAGUGAGAGCCAGCCCCCUCUGAGUCCAUCGAGUCCUGGGCUCCCUUCGAGUCCGGCCCAGUUCCGAGUGGGAUCACCGCCUCGCCGGGGCCCAGCAGCACCUGCGGGCAACAUUGACCGGCCUCUUGCGCUUCGACAAUUCAAUGAGCAGCAGAAACAAAUGCAACAGAGUACCGUCAGCCUUGCAUCUCCCACUACCGCCCGCCACUUCCCCUUAUCGCCCGUGGGAGCGUGGAAUACUCGAGCGGGUGGUCUCCUCUCCCCUCCGAUUCAGCAGACGGUGUUGCACACCAAAGGUGUGGACCGAGGGCUGACGACGCCGGGCGGUACUCUGGAACAGUUGCCGUAUAGUCCUUACUUUCCGAAUCAGUUGGUGACGCCUGUCACACCGCACUUUACGACGAGGGCGGAACGCAAGCAGAAGGAAAAGGAAGAGAAGACGACUCGUGGUGCGAUUACGGAAGAAGAUCAAGUCAAGGACGAUAAAGACUUGUGGCGGGAUGGGUAUGAUUGAUUUUUUCGUGGUAGUGUAUACAGUACCUAGAUGUAAUUGUGAUGAGAUAUGACUUUGUUUACCUCC